CUGAAGACAGUAACGAUGAAGAUUUUGAUCUUGGCUUUGUUCGUUGUGGGUGCCUACGCCUGUGGUCGGCCCACCUACCCGCCAAUCCUCAGCAAGGUGGUUGGUGGAGACGACGUCCGUCCGCACAGCUGGCCCUGGCAGGUGUCUCUGCAGUAUCAGAGCGGCAGCAAUUUCUAUCACACGUGUGGUGGCACCCUGAUCUCCAGUCAGUGGGUCCUCACUGCUGCUCACUGCAUUGGUAGUCGCACCUACAGAGUCUAUCUGGGAAAACACAAUCUGAAGAUCGCCAAUGAGGCUGGUUCCAUUGCUAUCAGCCCUGCCAAGAUUGUGGUCCACCCCAGCUGGGACGCCGCCAGAAUCCGUAACGACAUUGCCCUGAUAAAACUCGCAAGCCCUGUCAAGCUCAGUAAUACCAUCAUGCCCGCCUGCCUUCCUGACAAUGGGGUCAUCUUGCCUCAUGGCACUGCAUGCUACGUCACAGGCUGGGGCCGUUUGUGGACCAAUGGUCCAAUUGCUGACAUCCUGCAGCAGGCACUCCUGCGUGUGGUCGGCCAUUCCACCUGCAGCAAGUCAGAUUGGUGGGGCAGCCUGGUCACGACCAGCAUGAUCUGUGCAGGAGGAGACGGCAAUGUGGCCAGCUGCAACGGAGACUCUGGCGGCCCCUUGAACUGUCAGAGCAGUGACGGAUCCUGGGACGUCCACGGUGUGGUGAGCUUCGGCUCCAGCAUGGGCUGCAACUUCUACCAGAAGCCCUCCGUCUUCACCCGGGUCAGCGCCUACAUCCCCUGGAUUAACAAUGUGAUGACCUCAAACUGAGAUGUGCAACAAGCUGACAGUUCUUUGUUUCACUUAACAAUCAAAUAAAGAACUUAACUGCAAA
This is a messenger RNA of Thalassophryne amazonica, 880 nucleotides long. RefSeq names its product chymotrypsin-like elastase family member 2A. Gene Ontology annotation, biological process: proteolysis. Gene Ontology annotation, molecular function: serine-type endopeptidase activity. The record is from RefSeq and is a predicted model, not a curated record. NCBI's taxonomy places the organism in Eukaryota, Metazoa, Chordata, Actinopteri, Batrachoidiformes, Batrachoididae.